AUGGUUUUAGAAGAUUUUGAUGAUAUUGAGUUUAAAAGAAACUUUCGAGUAUCAAAAGGAAUAUUUUCUAAACUUGAGGAAAUAUAUGAAAACUCGAAUAAUGUAAGCACAAAUAAUCAUGGUUUACCAUGUACUUCCACCGAGUCACAAAUUUUGCAGUUUCUUUGGUUUGCAGGAAACAAAUCUGUAAUUCGAGAUGUGGCUUCGAGAUUCGAUGUUGCUGAAUCUACAUGUCAUCUAAUAAUUAAUAAUAUUAUUGAUUUUUUAAAUGACAUUUCAAGUCAAGUAAUUAAAUUCCCAAAAACUGAAGAAGAAAAAGCAGCAAUUGCUGAAAAGUUUCAGGAGAUUGCCGGAUUUCCAGGAAUUAUUGGUGCCAUAAAUGGAAGCUAUAUAACAAUAAGAACACCAGCUCAUAAAGUUAAAAGCACUUAUGUUAACCGACACGACCAAACUGCAUUAACCUUACAAGGAGUGUCAGGAAAAGUUCAUGUUUCUAGUCUAUUUAAAAUGUCAUUCAUUUAUAACGAAAUACGCACAAUUUGUGGUGAAAAUUGGCAUUUAAUAGGCGAUGCAGCCUAUGGAAUUAAAAAGUGGCUGUUAGUUCCUUAUCGUGAUUAUGGAAAUUUGUCAGAGGAAGAAAAGAAAAAAUAUUAG
This is a messenger RNA of Leptopilina heterotoma, 654 nucleotides long. RefSeq names its product putative nuclease HARBI1. The transcript has 6 exons. Lineage: Eukaryota; Metazoa; Arthropoda; Insecta; Hymenoptera; Figitidae. Bases 1 to 654 code for a protein of 217 amino acids. The record is from RefSeq and is a predicted model, not a curated record.